CGAAACCUUACUGUUACGUUUACGGAAAGUGUGAUGGCCUUUAUAUCAUGGAACCGUGCUUGGCGCGAUUUGGGUAAAGGCACGGAGUCGCCGCGGGUUUCCGAGACAGUUCGCUUCCGUCGAUUUGUUCGUUUAUUAUGCUAUCGCGAUUCGCGCUCCGCAGGCUCGUUCCGCGAAAUUUCUAGUGGGAUCACCUGCGCGACAGCCGUGCUGUCACGGUCGUCGUGUGUGUCUCCGCGACGGCGACAGUAGAGAAACGAGUGGUGUGCUCGUCGUUCGAUCGCUGAGGGACUCGGUGUCGCGCGUCGUCGCGGACGUGAUAGCAGUCGGACUGUAGACUCACUCGAGAGUCUCCCCCUCUCCCUCUUUCUCUCUCUCCUCUCAGCCUCUUUCUCUCCAUUUCUCUUCCUCUCCCGCUUUCUUUCAUGACAAAUGGUGCAUUCUCCGUGAUCGCGAACUCGCGGUGUCUCUUUGUGCGUCGUCGCUCGCAACAACAACGACGCAGCAGCCGUCGCGAGGAUGGACGAGAAUAAACGCCUGCACGCGACGCGACCUCGUUAGCUACGUGCUAUCCUGUGCUCGACGGUGGUGUGUGUGUAUAUGAGUGCUGCGAAUUUUCCGCGGAAUCUCCCCUCCGCGUUCGUCGACCUCCUGGAGAGAAUCAACCGACUUGUUAGAAGUUUUCUUCGAUAAAAAAAAAAAAAAAAAAAAAAUCACGCAAUCUCCACGCAUCAUACACAAGGAUCGCGUUUAGCGCGGCCUUGACGACGGCGGGAUAGACGAACAGCAAACGUAACGUCAGCCGCAAAACGCUGAUUAGAAUCGACGUAACGCCAUCGUUGAUCCACGUUCCCGCGGACUCCUCGAUGCGAUUUCCAUAAGUGUGGCGUUCACUGUUCGAGAGAAAAAGGGGACAAAGAGGAACGUCGGUUUAGGAAAGGCUAGGGGAAAAGCUCACCAAUUGUUCAGUCUGCAACGAUGGAUUCGGAGGAAGAAACGCUUUAUGACGACGUCGACUCCGGCAAUGAGUCGAGCGGCGAUGACGUUGACUUCGCGAUGGAAAUAGAAUCUGGUAAUCCACGGGAACGUGCCACCGAUGUUGACGAGUACCCCUUCGAAGUGCUUUCCACAGAGGAAAUCGUGCAGCACAUGGUCGACUCCAUAAAGGAAGUCAACACUGUUGUCGAAAUACCAGCCACCACCACACGUAUUUUGUUAAAUCACUUUAAAUGGGACAAAGAAAAAUUGAUGGAACGAUUUUACGAUGGUGAUCAAGAAAAGUUGUUUGCUGAGGCGCGCGUCAUUAAUCCAUUCAGAAAAGGUCCUUUGAUAAGCAGGAGUCGAUCCUCCCAUUCUUUGGUAAAUCCUAAGAGACCUACAAAUGGAACAGAAGAAUGUGGGAUUUGUUUUAUGAUCUUGCCAUCUUCGAUGAUGACUGGUCUGGAAUGUGGACAUCGUUUUUGUACCGGAUGUUGGGGAGAAUACCUGACAACUAAAAUUAUGGAGGAAGGAGUUGGACAAACGAUAGCAUGCGCCGCUCAUGCCUGUGACAUUUUAGUAGAUGACGCCAGUGUUAUGCGACUUGUUAAAGAUUCCAAAGUUAAAUUAAAAUAUCAACAUUUAAUCACCAAUAGCUUUGUUGAAUGUAAUAGGCUACUGAGAUGGUGUCCCUCUCCCGAUUGCAAUAAUGCCAUUAAAGUCCAGUACGUGGAAGCAAGACCAGUUACUUGUAAAUGUAGACAUAUCUUCUGUUUUCAUUGUGGCGAGAACUGGCAUGAUCCUGUAAAGUGUCAUUUAUUGCGAAAGUGGAUUAAAAAAUGUGAUGACGAUUCUGAAACGUCAAAUUGGAUCGCUGCUAAUACGAAAGAGUGCCCCAAGUGUAAUGUUACCAUCGAAAAGGAUGGCGGAUGUAAUCAUAUGGUUUGCAAGAAUCAGAAUUGUAAAACUGAAUUUUGCUGGGUAUGUCUCGGACCUUGGGAACCGCACGGAUCUAGUUGGUACAAUUGUAAUCGUUACGAUGAGGAGGAAGCUAAAGUAGCCAGGGACGCGCAGGAAAAAUCCAGAUCAGCUUUACAGAGAUAUUUAUUUUAUUGCAAUAGAUAUAUGAAUCAUAUGCAGUCGCUAAAGUUUGAAAGUAAAUUAUACGCCAGUGUGAAGGAAAAGAUGGAAGAAAUGCAGCAGCAUAAUAUGUCGUGGAUCGAGGUGCAAUUUUUAAAGAAAGCAGUAGACAUUUUGUGUUCCUGUAGACAAACUCUCAUGUACACUUACGUUUUUGCUUAUUAUGUGAAAAAGAACAAUCAAUCUGUGAUUUUUGAGGAUAACCAAAAAGAUUUAGAGAGCGCCACAGAGUGCCUCUCUGAAUAUCUUGAACGAGAUAUCACGAGUGAAAAUCUUGCGGACAUUAAACAAAAAGUUCAGGACAAAUAUAGAUACUGCGAUAGCCGAAGAAAAGUGCUUUUAGAACAUGUCCAUGAAGGGUAUGAAAAAGAAUGGUGGGAUUAUAAGGAAUAGAGGAUUUUUGCUAAUUUUAUUUCUUGGGGUGAUAACAAGUCCUCUUCCUUCCCACCUCUGCCCCAACUGUGAUAAACCAAGAAAGAGUUAACAAGAGACAAAAAUGGAGCAUGUCACAAGUGAAACGUGUUAUAUGCACUUUAUACAUAUGCUCUGUGGAAACACGUAUAAUGUCGUUUAUGAAUUAAUAUUGAAUUCAAAUUAUUAAAAUUCAAUUCCGAUCACAAACAAGUUGAUUGGACAAUAUUUUGAUUUGCGCUUGCUGUGUGUUAUACAUCAUUGUAGAUUCUUGAUCCUUCAUAAAAAUGCCGCAUUGUUUUAGGAUCUUAAGAAAAAGUUAUAUUCCUUAAGACGAGCAAGAGAUGUGUGUCAUUCUUCGCUAAACAUACCUAGCAUGUUGUAAAAUGAUUUGGCUAAAAAAUUUACUAUUUUAUUUAGCA
Monomorium pharaonis (pharaoh ant) is the source of this 2951-nucleotide messenger RNA. It is a transcript of the gene ari-1, whose product is annotated as E3 ubiquitin-protein ligase ariadne-1. The record is from RefSeq and is a predicted model, not a curated record. Gene Ontology annotation, cellular component: ubiquitin ligase complex; nucleus; cytoplasm. The coding region runs from base 979 to 2511 and encodes 510 amino acids. Gene Ontology annotation, biological process: ubiquitin-dependent protein catabolic process; positive regulation of proteasomal ubiquitin-dependent protein catabolic process; protein polyubiquitination. The transcript is spliced from 8 exons. Gene Ontology annotation, molecular function: zinc ion binding; ubiquitin protein ligase activity; ubiquitin conjugating enzyme binding. Lineage: Eukaryota; Metazoa; Arthropoda; Insecta; Hymenoptera; Formicidae.